Messenger RNA from Rhizopus microsporus ATCC 52813, 583 nucleotides. RefSeq lists its product as uncharacterized. The coding region runs from base 140 to 583 and encodes 147 amino acids. The record is from RefSeq and is a predicted model, not a curated record. The transcript has 4 exons. Lineage: Eukaryota; Fungi; Mucoromycota; Mucoromycetes; Mucorales; Rhizopodaceae.
AGGUUCAUCAUGACGAGCAGAAAGAAAGAGGUCCUCUUUUCUUGCUGAUGCAGAGUCGGAUAUAAACUCUCAUAAGUACAGCCCCGAAAAAAAAAAUGGAGUGCUUAAGCUCACAAAUAAACCAAAGCCAAGACUUCCUAUGAGUACUAGUGUUCCCCAACUAAAGAGCUUCAUUGAGGCCUUACUGUAUAAUGCUUCUACCGAAUUGGUGAAUAAUAUGGAAAAUACUAAGUGUCUGGCAGAGCACAAAGCUGAAUGUAGGUUUGUGAAGGGAAUCUUUUUAGUUAUGGCUAACAUGGUUAACAAAUUGCCUUCGAUGACACAUUCUAAGGCGACCUUUAAUUACAAGGUGCUUCACCCUUGCUUCGAAGCUACUGUUAACCUUCUUUGCCAUACGUUUCAUCCUAGACCUUACUACGUUCCCGACGAAGAGCCUCUCGAGGCGAUGAUCCAACAGCUGGUCCCAAUAGGCUCAAAAAUUGAUCGCAGGAAAGUAUAUAAUGCUGAUGGUAUAAUUCGGCUACGCGAGUUUUAUGAUAUUGAAGGUUCUCUUGCUGGAGACGGCAGGCCACUUCCAGAAUAA